Messenger RNA from Aedes albopictus (Asian tiger mosquito), 1323 nucleotides. RefSeq names its product actin-related protein 10 (gene Arp10). The coding region runs from base 93 to 1235 and encodes 380 amino acids. The record is from RefSeq and is a predicted model, not a curated record. Gene Ontology annotation, cellular component: dynactin complex. Gene Ontology annotation, biological process: retrograde axonal transport of mitochondrion. NCBI's taxonomy places the organism in Eukaryota, Metazoa, Arthropoda, Insecta, Diptera, Culicidae. The transcript has 2 exons.
GUCGUCAUUGUUGUUGUUACAUUUUUACCACCCAUCAGCGAGUAUCGUAUUUUUCGCUCAAGAAAUUAUUUUUUCCAGUUCCAGGCUAAAAAAUGCCCCUUUUCGACACGGUACUUCAAGAAAAGCCAGCCAUCGUGCUGGAAAUGGGACACGCUUUCACCAAGCUGGGAUUCGCUGGUGAGCCCCACCCACGCAGCAUCAUUCCGUCGGAGGUGCUGGACCACAAAGCAAAAAGUGCCAGUCAGACCACUCCCAACAAAAAGCUGUUCGAUUAUGCCAGCGAGUCGGAACUGUACGACCAGCUGGUCGAGUUUCUGAAAACCAUUUUCUUCAAGUACGUGCUCGUCAGUCCCAAGGAGCGGAAAGUGGUCAUAGUGGAAUCGGUUCUGUGCCCCACGCAGGUACGGGAAAAUCUGGCAAAGGCGUUGUUCUGCCACUUUGACGUGUCGUCGAUAUUCUACGUUCCGACGCAUUUGGUCAUAUUGGCCACGCUGGCAGUGGACACAGCGCUGGUGGUCGACAUCGGCUACAAGGAAGCGGCCAUUGUUCCUGUGUACAGUGGGGUUCAGGCCGUGUUCGCCUGGGAGGCACAACCCUUGGCGGCGGAAGCCGUCCACGAGCACAUCAAGGGAGAGCUAAUCUUGAACGGCGUGGAGGAGCACCUGCUAACAGAUUAUGUCAUCGAGGACAUCAAGGUGCGUACCUGUUUCGUGACUACCAAGGAGCGUGCGGGCAAAUGGCGUGCGGAGGAAAAAUUUCAGCCCUGUCCGGACGUAGAUUACCCUAUUAAGGGAGAUGAAGUGAUCAAAAUCUCCGGAAUGUUAAGAGAAACCGCUUACGAGGUUCUGUUCCCGGAGGACAAUGACCAUCUGAACCUGGCGAACAUCAUACUGAACUCGAUUCUCAACUGCCCGAAAGACAUGCGGAAAUCCCUGGCCGAGAAUAUUGUCCUCGUGGGUGGUACAACCAUGGUACUAGGAUUGGCAUCCCGUCUCAAAGCCGAACUGACUGCACUGCUCCAGUCGGAUCAGUACCGGGAUAAGCUGUUUUUGAAAACGUUCAAAUUCCACAGCCCUCCGGCGAAGGCGAAUUUUACCGCCUGGCUGGGUGGAUCCAUCUACGGGGCGACGGAUUUGGUUCUGUCGAAAUCGAUCGCUCGGGAAGCGUACAGCAAGAAUCAGCAGCUGCCGGACUUUACCAACUACGAUGAGACACGCUCACAUGGAAGGGUUUAGUGGCAUUAGUAGUAAUCCUCAUUGAAUUAGUCCUAACAUUUUUCCGCACUAUUGGCUUAAUAAAUUAUUAUUUAUGAAUACUCACAUA